GCUUACCCGUCGUCUCGUCGUCGUCGUCGUCGUUGUCGUCGUAUAGUGUAUAAUAUAGUCGUCGCCGACGUCAAAGUUUCCCGUGUCUCUCUCUCUCUCGCUCUAUCUCUCUCACUCGUUCAUAAUAAUAUAUUAUACAUACGUUCGCGGGAUUUUUUUUAUUAUUAUUAUUAUUUCACUUAUUGCGUGUAUUUCCGGGUUUAAAAAAAAUAUAUUCGAUUAAUGAAUAUUAUAUUAUAAUAAUAUCAAAAUAUUUAUUUUUUCCUCGUACUUUCACUGUAUAUACGCUAUACGUAUUCUAGACUUAAAGCUCAAAAUCCGUCGCUGUCGUCGCGUUUUAGAACCCUCAACCCCCUACUCACCCCCUCAAAAAGAAUUAAAUAUAUACAUUUGGGCAUAUUAUAAUACAUCGCGCUCACGUGUGUGCGCGCGUGUGCACGAGAUGGUCUAACCGCGUAUAACCGACGACGACGCCGCCGCCGCCGCCGCCGCCUGACGCGCGCCGGCCGACCGUGUAUAAUAGAUUGCAUACAAACGUGCCACGCCGGGCCGUGCUGAAGUGCGAUAUUUUGUGAGUACGGCGACCGUAGUCUAUAAUAAUAUAUAAUAUUUCGCGCCGACCGUCACCGUCGUCACCAUGAUGGACCCUUUCUACUGGGAUCACCACCAACAGCAACAGCCACACCACUAUCACCAUCAUCUGCACCAGCAGCAUCACCAGCCCGUGCCACCGCCGCCGCCGCUGCCGUUACAGCCUCACCUGCAACAGCAACAGCAGCAGCAACAGCAGCUGGACCAUCCGCAGAGAUUACAGGACGGAGCUUCCGUCACCGCUAUUACCGCUGCCACCACCGAUACUCGUCAAAAUGACGCUGAUAACGCGUCCGACGAUUCGUACCUGACGUCUUCGCACAGCGCGAUGACGGCAGAGUCGGUAUCACCGCCGUUGGCCGCCGGUGGCGGGGGCGGCGGCUUAUCGCCCGAUGUUAUGGGCGCUGCCGGGUGCGGCACGUGCUGUACCGCCGGCACCAUCGGCGGCGGGUCGGGCGACCGCACCGCGGGUUCCGAGUCCGCCGUGGCCGUGUGCUCGUGCCACCUGGCCGCGGCCGCGUCAUUGCCACCGCAUUACGCCAGCCACCGCAGCACGCCGGCCACAACGGCUGUGUACGCUCCGUACCCGUCCACCGACCAGAACCCGUAUCCGAGCAUCGACACGUCAUCGUUCUACCCGCACUUGAGCAACCCGUACGGACUGAAAGAUUCUACGGGAUCGUCGGACAUGUGGUCCAGCGCCAGUCUGCAACCGUCCACCGGCUACUAUCAUUACGACUCCACUCUGGCCGCUUACGGGUACAGCGCGGGAUACGACUUGGCGGCCAGGCGGAAGAACGCCACCCGGGAGUCGACGGCCACGCUCAAGUCGUGGCUGAACGAGCACAAGAAGAAUCCGUACCCGACCAAGGGCGAGAAGAUCAUGCUGGCCAUCAUCACAAAGAUGACGCUCACGCAGGUGAGCACGUGGUUCGCCAACGCCCGGAGACGGCUGAAGAAGGAGAACAAGAUGACGUGGGAGCCCAAGAACAAGACGGACGACGAUGACGACGACGACGCCGGGUCGUCCGAAUGCGAGGACAAGGACAAGGACGACAUGCUGAUGGGCGACGAGAAACACUGCAACAAGGACGUCAGAAAAGAUGGUCACGGCGAUCACAUGAUGGGCGGCCAAGGCGUCAUGUCUGACGGCGACGACGACCGCAAACCGAUGCUUCAGCACCUGUACCACCCCGAUCAGAUGCAUCACAUGAAGGUGCACCACCACCACGUCAUGCAAGACGAUCACCACCAGGACUGCGGUAUACCGUUGCCGCCCACCAAGCCGAAAAUAUGGUCGCUGGCCGACACCGCCGCGUCCAAGACCCCGCCGCCCGGCCACCAGUGGCCGAACGUCAUCAGUCCGAGCCUGGCGUCACCCGGUUUCACCAUGCCCAACAGCUCGUCGCUGUCACCGUCCGGGUCGUCGUACUCCAGGUACGGCGCCAACGGGUUUUACGGCAGUGGUUACAAUGGCGGCAACAGUAAUUCGUCGUCGUCGUCGGCCCAGCAAAUGGCCGGAUAUCCGGACGUGCAGACCGACACGCCACCGCAGACCCCGCCCAACAUGAAGUUACCGCUGUCCGCCUCUUCCGGUCAACAGCAGCAACAACAACAACAGCAGUUCGGCGGCCAUCAGGGCGCUUACAACGGGUACCAUCACCAGCAGCAGCACCAGCAGCAACAGCAGCACAACAACUAUCACCACCGGCAACACGUGCCGCCGCUCCAGCAACAGCAGCAGCAGCAGCAGCACGACGUGGUCAGGUCGGCCCAAGAGGUGCAGCAGCAGCAACAGCAGCAGCAAUAUCAUCAACAGCACGUAGCGCUCAACCAACACAACAACAACAACAACACGAACACUAACAACAACAACCAUCAGAUGGCGGUCGCGGCCAACGACGCGAGCACGGCGUUCAAACCGUUUUACAAGACGCCUUCGCAACAACCGCAUCAACAGCCGCCGCACCAGCAACAACACCAACAACAGCAGCACAGACAGAUGAACGGUUUCGUGUCGCCCGUGUAAUUUACGCCGCCGAUUUUCGUUUUCGGGACGUCCGGACGACUGAACCUCCGGACACUGCUGCUCCGCGAGUCCAUCGUCAUAUAAUAUAGCAGUCGCCGACACGGGAAUUCUUCGACUACUCUAUAUGUACACACGUUCACGAUUGUUGUGCUGGUCGCCGUUGCCGCCGCCGCCGCCGGUCGUCUUAUUACUGCAUAUACAUAUUAUUAUAUAUUGAAUAUAUAAUUAUAUUAAACGACUCCGCGCGGGAAUUAAGAAAUAUUUUUAACCGUUCUAACAUUCUUCUGUAGAUUUGUAAAAGCUAACAUAUACUAUUAUUAUUAUUAUUAUUAUAUUAUCAUUAUUAUUAUUAUUAUUAUUUUUACCUAUACAUAUUAUAAUAUCGAAAUUGUAUAUUGUUAAAAAAAUUAUCUAUGUUUGUGUUCUCAGAAUAAUAUAUUAUAUUAGCCCCUCGUACGCAUCAUGAAAUACAAUAAUAUUAUUAUAAAAUGUAUAUUAUGGGAUGUGAAUAAGUUGGAUUGCUCUACACGCAUUUAUGUAUCGAAAGAAAAUUAUGUUAUCUAUUAUAAAUAAUUUGUAAAUAUGAAUUUAUAUUUUAAAAAAUCGAUUUUGAGUGCAAUUUGGGGAUAUAAGAAUAAAAAAGUAUAUUAUAUAAUAUGUCUAUUAUUAGUUAUGGAUUUUCGUUGUUUAUUUAAUUAGUUUUUUUUUUUUUUUAUAUAUACAAUAUAUAAAAUAUUAUUAUUAUUAUAAUUAUUAUUUACCGUGUACAAAAACAAAAAAAAAAACGAAAUAGAAAUCGAUUAAUUUUCUCUCUGAAAAAAAUGCAUUGUUCGUGUAUACCAUAUUGUACCUAAACACUUGUUACCUAUAUAUGUAAUUCACGGUUUUAUCUUUGUCUUCGCAUACGUGUUAUUAUAAGUAUUAUACUGACUUCUGCGUUUAGUAUUGGUA
This is a messenger RNA of Rhopalosiphum padi (bird cherry-oat aphid), 3571 nucleotides long. RefSeq names its product homeobox protein caupolican-like. The record is from RefSeq and is a predicted model, not a curated record. Gene Ontology annotation, biological process: cell development; regulation of transcription by RNA polymerase II; neuron differentiation. NCBI's taxonomy places the organism in Eukaryota, Metazoa, Arthropoda, Insecta, Hemiptera, Aphididae. The transcript has 8 exons. Gene Ontology annotation, molecular function: RNA polymerase II cis-regulatory region sequence-specific DNA binding; DNA-binding transcription factor activity, RNA polymerase II-specific. Gene Ontology annotation, cellular component: nucleus. Bases 638 to 2620 code for a protein of 660 amino acids.